Molecule: messenger RNA, 1873 nt
Organism: Sphaeramia orbicularis (orbiculate cardinalfish)
Lineage: Eukaryota; Metazoa; Chordata; Actinopteri; Kurtiformes; Apogonidae
Gene: cstf2
Product: cleavage stimulation factor, 3' pre-RNA, subunit 2
Exons: 14
Coding region: 33-1580 (515 amino acids)
Biological process (GO): mRNA 3'-end processing
Cellular component (GO): mRNA cleavage and polyadenylation specificity factor complex
Molecular function (GO): mRNA binding
Source: RefSeq, a predicted model, not a curated record
UUCCGUGUGUCACAACAAUCUGUGUCCCCAAAAUGGCGAAUGUAGCUGCGGCCGCCGCAGCAGCGGCUGCUGCCGCGAACAGAGAUCCAGCCGUUGACCGUUCACUGCGGUCGGUGUUUGUGGGGAACAUUCCGUAUGAAGCCACAGAGGAACAGCUGAAAGACAUCUUCUCUGAAGUAGGACUUGUGGUCAGCUUCAGGUUAGUUUAUGACAGAGAGACUGGGAAGCCCAAGGGCUAUGGGUUCUGUGAGUACCAGGACCAAGAGACGGCCCUUAGUGCCAUGAGGAACCUGAACGGGAGGGAGUUCAGCGGCCGGGCCCUCCGUGUUGACAACGCAGCCAGUGAGAAAAACAAGGAGGAGCUCAAGAGUUUGGGGACAGGAGCCCCAAUCAUUGAGUCUCCUUAUGGGGACAGCGUCCAGCCAGAGGAGGCCCCGGAGUCCAUCAGCAGAGCCGUGGCCAGUCUGCCACCAGAACAGAUGUUUGAACUCAUGAAACAGAUGAAGCUGUGUGUCCAGAACAGUCCACAGGAGGCAAGGAACAUGCUGCUGCAGAACCCUCAGCUGGCCUAUGCUUUGUUACAGGCCCAAGUCGUCAUGCGGAUCGUUGACCCUGAGAUAGCCUUGAAAAUGCUCCAUCGUCAAACUACAGUCCAGCCUCUGAUUCCCAGUGGACAGACUGGAGGAGCACCAGCAGUUAAUCCACCUCCUGCUCAGCCCAGCGUGCCAGUCUCUCAGCCACAGCCCGUGCCUGGAAUGCACGUCAACGGAGCACCACAACUGAUGCAGCCCCCCAACAUGGGUGUGGUACCUGGACCAAUGGCUGGACCUGGACCAGGACCAGGGCCAGUGCCAGUACCAGGACCAGGACCAGUUGGACCUCCAGGGAACCUUCAGCAUUCUCCUACAGGAUCGUCUGGCCAAGCUGCUAUCGAGCGGCCUCAAGGACCAGGUGGCAUCCCCCCCAGAGGCCUGCUGGGAGACGGACCCAAUGACCCCAGAGGAGGAACGCUGUUGUCGGUCACCGGAGAGGUCAUCGAACCCAACCGUGGAUACAUGGGAGCUCCACCUCCUCACCAAGCUCCUCCUGUGCACAUGGGUCAAAUGGCAGCUGGACCUCCUCCAGAUAUGAGAGGACCGCCAAUGGACAUGAGAGGCCCACCCAUGGGUGAACCGCGAAACAUGAUGGGAGACCCCAGGGGGCCCCCAAUGAUGGAGCCUCGGGGACCCCCGAUGGAAACCAGAGGUCGUGACCCUAGGGCGAUGGAUGCUCGUGGGCCAGUGACCAAUCAGAGAGUUGCCAUGGCAGGAGGCAUGGCAGGUCCUGUUCCACACAACAUGGGUCCAAACGCUCCUCCACCUGCAAGACCAGGUCCUGGUAUUUCUGGUGUUCCUCAGUCAGGAGGAGGUUUCAGUCCUGGACAAAGCCAAGUCUCCACACAGGACCAGGAGAAGGCCGCCCUGAUAAUGCAGGUGCUGCAGCUGACCCCAGAACAGAUCGCCAUGUUGCCACCUGAGCAGCGACAGAGCAUCCUCAUCCUCAAAGAGCAGAUUCAGAAGACUGCAGGGGGGGCACCGUAACAGGAAAAACAACAAAAAAAAAAAACAAAGGUCCUGCCACCCUCCACUUAAACACCAUCUGAAGACGUCGCAUUGUAGUUUAGCAUAUUGUAUAGUUUUUUUUAAUCACGUUGUCUUUUCUGUAUGAAGGAAUGAAGCUACUGAUGGAUUAAAAGGUGCAACAUUUGAGAGACUGACAGAUGAUUCACAGUUACAUCCAUUUCCUCCAAAGUGCUCUGUUUUCAUGUUCGGGCAAACUGUUUGUUCAGGUAACGUUUUGUCAAUAAAACAAACCAAAAAAAAAAAGACACUGA